This is a messenger RNA of Tripterygium wilfordii, 1514 nucleotides long. Its product is annotated as coniferyl alcohol acyltransferase-like. The record is from RefSeq and is a predicted model, not a curated record. Lineage: Eukaryota; Viridiplantae; Streptophyta; Magnoliopsida; Celastrales; Celastraceae. Gene Ontology annotation, molecular function: acyltransferase activity, transferring groups other than amino-acyl groups. The coding region runs from base 32 to 1438 and encodes 468 amino acids. The transcript is spliced from 2 exons.
ACUAAAACCACAAAAAAAAAAAAAAAAAAAAAUGGCUGCCGGAGGAGGAGGACAAGCGUUUGCGGUGUUGGUGACGAAGAAGGAGAUGGUGGCAGCGCUGUCACCAUUGCAAGAGCAUUGGUUGCCACUUUCAAACCUUGAUCUGCUUCUCCCCCCAGUUAACGUAAGUGUUUUCUUCUGCUAUAAGAAACCAAUUGGUACUAAUAUGAUGAGUUAUGGUGCCAUGGUUGGUGUUCUAAAGAAAGCCUUGGCUCAUACUCUUGUGUCGUACUACGCGCUCGCCGGUGAGGUUGUUGCAAACUCAGCUGGAGAGCCGGAGAUUCUCUGCAACAACAAUGGUGUCGAAUUCGUCGAAGCUUUUGCGGAUGUUGAGCUUCAACAUCUUAACCUUUAUAACCCAGAUGAAAGCAUUGAAGGCAAACUAGCUCCCCAGAAGAAGCAUGGAGUACUUGCCGUCCAGGCAACGGAGUUGAAAUGUGGAGCUCUAGUGGUGGGAUGCACGUUUGAUCACCGAAUAGCCGAUGCGUACUCGGCUAACAUGUUCCUGGUGUCAUGGACGGAGAUGGCUCAGUCUAAACCACUAUCUACAUUACCAUCUUUCAGACGGUCAAGUCUAAACCCUCGACGCCCUUUAAACAUUGACUCAUCGCUUGAUGACAUAUACGUGCCAGUCUCAGCAAUACCCCCUCCCCGGGAUUCUACUAUUGCGCCUGACGAUCAUCUGGCAAGCCGGAUAUACUAUGUGAAGGCCAGCGACCUAAACCGGCUUCAGUCCCUCACCGGCUCCAAUUGUUACAAGAGGACUAAGCUUGAGUCCAUGAGUGCAUUAUUGUGGAAAAUUGUUGCCAAAUCUUCCACCAAAACAAAUCCCCACAAUGUGGUUUCAAGAAUGGGGAUAGUAGUGGAUGGAAGGACAAGAUUAAGCCAAGAUAAUGUCAAUAAGGCUAAAACAAUGUCCAACUACUUUGGGAAUGUACUCUCUAUUCCCUAUGGAGGCAUAAAAGUUGAUGAUUUAAUUGAAAAACCAUUGGAUUGGGUGACGGAUGAAGUCCAUGAUUUCUUGGAAAAUGGCGUGACAAAGGAACAUUUUCUAGGCCUAAUUGAUUGGGUAGAGGCAAAACGUCCUGGGCCUGUUCUGGCUAAAAUAUAUGUUGGUGACAAAGAUGAUGGACCGGCAUUUGUGGUCUCGUCGGGACAGAGGUUCCCGGUAUCCGAGAUCGAUUUCGGGUGGGCCAAACCCUAUUUCGGAUCGUACCACUUCCCGUGGGGCGGUAGGGCUGGAUAUGUGAUGCCGAUGCCGAGUCCGGCCGUGAAUGGAGAUUGGGUGGUGUACAUGCAUCUUACUGUAGGGCAGCUGGAGUUGGUUGAGGCUGAGGCUUCUCAUAUGUUCAGGCCAUUGACUUAUGAUUAUCUUAACAACGUUGAUAUUGCAAAUUAGGUUGUGAAGAUAUUACAUUAUUGUGUUGUUCACUAUGUCUUGAAUAGAUAUGUCCCAUAAUGUAGGUUGUACGUCA